CCGCGCCGUCUCGCCCUACUUCACUUCCAAGAUGGCGGACAGCGCGAGCGAGAUGAGCGAGAGCGAGUCGACAGAUGGGGGAGGGAGUAAGGCCACUUCUCCCACCGAGGAGCUCCACAACCGCAUCAGUUCUCUGCAGCAGGAGAACAGAGUUCUCAAGAUAGAGUUGGAGACCUUCAGGAUGCGCUGCAAGGCGCUACAGGAGGAGAACAAGGCGCUACGGAAGGCCAGUGUGUCUAUCCAAGCCCGUGCGGAGCAGGAAGAAGAGUUCAUCAGUAACACACUCCUGAAGAAGAUCCAGUCACUGAAGAAGGAGAAGGAGAAGCUGGCCAUGAACUAUGAGCAGGAGGAGGAGUUCCUCACCAACGACCUGUCGCGCAAGCUCAUGAAGCUGCGUGAGGAGAAGGUCCAACUGGAGCAGACCCUGGAGCAGGAGCAGGAGUUCCAGGUUAACAAACUCAUGAGGAAGAUCGAGAAGCUUGAGAACGAGAUCCACCAGAAGCAAAACAACUUGGAACAGCUGCGUCGUGAGAAGGUGGAGCUGGAGAACACCCUAGAGCAAGAGCAGGAGGCUCUGGUCAACCGGCUGUGGAAACGCAUGGACAGACUGGAGGCAGAGAAAAGGCUGCUACAGGAGAGACUGGACCAGCCUGUGUCUGCACCCCCCUCCCCACGGGAACUGACGGAGGGCGACACUGCCCAGAACCUGACCAUGCACGUACAGUACCUGCGCAACGAGGUGUCCAAGCUCAGGAGACAACUAGAGCUGGCUCAGCAAGAGCAUGCGGAGAAGAUGGCGCACUAUGUUGCUGAGGAGAAGCAGAUUAAGGAGGAGAACGUGAGGCUGCAGCGGAAACUCCUGCGGGAGAUGGAGAGAAGAGAGGCGCUGAGCAGACAGCUGUCCGAGAGCGAGUCCAGUCUGGAGAUGGAUGAGGAGAGGGCCUUUAAUGAGAUGGCGUCCCACGGAGGCAUCCGACCACGUACGGUCUCCAGCCCCAUCCCCUACUCCCCCUCCUCCAGCCGAUCCAUGUCACCAGGUGGGAAUGAAGGACAAAGUGCGACUUUCAGCCACUCUCCAUUUGGCCCUCCCUCGCCACUCAGCCGCUGCUCUUCCUCUAGCUGUAGUUUCCAGUCGACUCCCAGCAUGCACUUCACCAGCAUGUCGCCACCUCUGCGGCCAGCCAGCAGGCCCUCUUCCAUUAGCAGCCCUGACAAGGGAUUUGCCAAACCUGCCUCCCCCUCUACAUAGUGGCUCGCUCCAGCCAUAUGCACUACAACUGGCCGCUGUGGUUUGUACAAAUGUAAAUUAAUGUUUUGCAUAGUGAUGUAUAACUGUUGCCUUCAGCAAUGAAAAUGAAAACCUUAUGUGAUGUUGCUAUCAGUGCUUCACUAUGCUGUCUAUAUGAUACCCUUGACAAUGCUUUGGGUAUGUAAAUGUUCAGUUCGCUUCAUUAGAGACUUGAAUGGGUUAUACAAAGAUGAUACAUUCUCGUUGCUAUCCGAGACAGCGUAAAUUUGUAGCUACUUAAUUGAAGAGAAGAGAUAUUUUUUCUUUGCUGACUAUCCUUUGUAAAUGCUAUCGGAAAGAAAGUAAGAGCUAUUCCUAAGUGGUGUUGAUUUAAAGUUUAUAUUGUGUGACUUGGUGCUGAGUUGGACUGAGGCUGUUGCUGCUGUUUUCUUUGACUUUCCACUAAGAAGCCACAAAGUUUUAUCUUUCCACUUCUUUAUUUUUGUUGUUGCUUUUACAUUCUAGUCAUUCUUUGUCACCUUUGUUUCAAGCUGUUAUUUUUCACAAAAGAUCUAAGUUUAACGUUACUUAACCAUUUAGGUUGAUCACUUUGUAUAGUGUGUAUCUGGGGAUGUUCCAUUGGUUUUAGGAGGCUUAAUUUGAUGUUAAAUUAGCUAGCUUCUCCCAAAGUUUGUGUACCAAUCAUCUAUACAUUUACUUGUGAUAAUGACUAUUCUGGUCAGAGAAGUAUUGCUGUACUUUAAAUUUUCAUUGUACUUUAUGAAUUGAGCCCCAUGUUUUGCACCCCUAAACCUUUGGAAAUCCCUGUGUCCACACAACUUUAAUUUAGUUUGAUCAUCUCCAUUACUUUCUGUCAAGUUUGCCUGGAAUGAAAAUGUACAAAAAGAGGUGUGAAAUGUGAAGCUCAUGAAGUUUGUAAUUAUAGUAGUUUGUUGAUUGAAAAAUUGUAUUCAAUUCGAUACAUACAUGUAUAAUGAUAUUGUGUAUGAUAUAUACUGCCCGAUAUUGACACUGAAAAGCAAAAAGCGGGCAGCUUUCUUGAAGUCAAACAUAUAGUAACUCUUCUUCAUUUGAACUGUCAUUCCAAGUUUGAAUCAUUUAUUUACAACUUGUAGUUCAUUUCCCCACAAAAAGUUUACCCCAGUGCCCAUUUACUUGAAGCUAAACAAGCUGUCACAAAUAUGUGAAUGUCAAAGAGUUUAUUACCUUUUUUUUAAAGUUUGAAUUGUCAACUCAAACUUGAUAGGACUCACUUCAUUGUUUGCAUAUGAAAGUUGGAUGUUCAGGACACUACAAUGACAUUUUUGUUUGUAGCUUAGGAACAGGUCCACCUAAUAGAAAAUACACAGAUGUAAAAUGUGAGUGAUUUGUUUUUGAAAUUGAGGCUUGCUGGCAUUCUUGCCCACAUUAUACUUAAGGAGCUUGUUUGUAUCUGGGUCUAUCACAAAACAGAAAUGGUCACAUUCAAGAGUCAUUCAAGUACAAAUGUAGAAACAUGGCUGAUGCAGCCAUUGCUCACUAACUAGCCCUGUAUACAUGUAGUGAACUGUAUAUCUAGAUGAUUGGCAAAUUACAAAGCCAACUUUGCAAUUGCCUUGCACUGUGCUACACUCUAACAAGUAAUGUCCACAUGCUAACUACUAUAAGUGAUUGGACAGCCUACAUUAGGAAAUACAGCUUUGCCUGGCAGUGACUAAUAAAGAUGUUUUAAGAUUAGCAAACUGUCACAUAUAUGCACUACUGAAGCCAGUCAACACUUUGGGACACAAAGAGACACAACAAGAUAAACUGUAACUUAGUAUGGUUAGUUAAUUGUUAUGGGAACUUGAGAGCCGAUUGGUUAGUAGUUGUGGGAAAAUAAAGAAGACUAUAGAAAUAUCAAUGCAUAUAGACAACAAGACAUUGAAUCAUAAAGGGCUUAAGCCUUUGUAGAAUACUUAUGAAACUGUUGUGGAGAUAUUGUAAUGUUUUGUUUUGUAUAGACUAUCUCUCACCAGUGUGUGUUUUCUUUGCUUUGAAAAGGCAGUAUUGACAUAGAAAAAGUUGAAUAUGUGAUAGAAGUUUACAAAAAGAAGCACACAGUAUACCAAUACAAUGUUGAAUAUGGUUUGUAUGUUUAACUUCUGAUCUGAUUUGAAUUCUGUGACCAAAGCAUAACCAAAACAAGGACUUCAUUAUUACAACUGUCAUGUAACAAUGGAGUUCAAGUUGACAUGUUAAGUCUGUUGUUAGAUUGAGGUGAGAUGCUGAUCUUUGAAAUGGGAAUUUUGUUCUUUAUGAUUUAAUUUGUGCAACAGUGGAUGCUAACUGUAGAACUGAUGUAGAUUCCUUCACCACAUGCAGUGGCGGCUCUGCUAAAAAUCUUAAUAGUAUACAAGUCGAGAGCUGUCAACACUAGAAUUGCAUCUAUGACUACACUUGACUUGCAUUCAUGUAGUUUCUUUAGUAGUGCAAACUGUACUGAAACUUUGGCCACACUUGUUAGAUUUUACCUGGUAAAUGCAGUAGUUAAAAUUUGAAUGUGCUAGCCUGUGAAGUCACGGGCAAACAUAUCUAAUAACAAUAUCAUUGAAAGUUGGAACAGUUACCUACCAAGCUUUGUGAAGUGCUGUCAGCUGGAGAUAAAAGUAGCAUUCACUGAAAACAAUGGCUAUGAAGUAUGAACUAUAUCAAUAUAGAUAACUUACACAAUUACAACUGUUGAAUUUAAUGAGGUUGGCUGGUCAAGGAUUGAGUGCUAGAUGAGAAAAUAUGCUGAGAAGGCAUAUAUGAACAAACAUUAUGUACAGUGAAAAUAAUGUGGUGUUCACAUACAGAAAGAGGUUAUGGAAUAUAAAUGUUGCUAGUUGUGGUAAAUAUAUUGGUGUGUGAGAGUCUGAGAGAGAGAGAAUGCUUCCAAAGGGUUGAAUGAAAAGUUAUUUCAAAGUUAAUGAAGAUUUAUUUCGAAUUGUUGAUCUACGUAAUGUACAGAGAGCAGCUUGGUUUAUGCCGUUUUGUUUGUCAAAGGAGCCUGUUGCAUAUAAAACACUUCAAUGCUGAA
This is a messenger RNA of Branchiostoma floridae (Florida lancelet), 4289 nucleotides long. Its product is annotated as coiled-coil domain-containing protein 6-like. The transcript has 9 exons. Bases 32 to 1249 code for a protein of 405 amino acids. NCBI's taxonomy places the organism in Eukaryota, Metazoa, Chordata, Leptocardii, Amphioxiformes, Branchiostomatidae. The record is from RefSeq and is a predicted model, not a curated record.